CUACCAACUUCAAACCUCGAUGGUUUUAAUCUCUGAAACUUCCGACGACGGUUAUAAUGGCGGCGAUCAUCGAAACAAGAAACCUAAAGAAGAAGAUAAUCGAAACAAGAAACUGAAAGAAAAGGUUGUUAAAGUGUCGCUACCGAUUCCAAACGAACUCAUCUUACGUUGCUUCCUACUCGUUCGGAGAUGUCACCACCCGUCGCUUUCCCUCGUCUGUAGUUCCUUCCAUCGUCUCAUGUCGAAGCUCUACGACGAUCGCUUGCGUCUCGGCUACACAGAAAACGUUCUUUACGCCUACGUUGGAUUCCCUCCUGUUGAAAACCCUAGCUGGUACAUUCUCCAUCGGAAACCCUAUCGAUACUUGCCUAACACGAUUUCUUUAAAACUGUGCAAACUCGAUUCCCUCCCUCCCAUGCCUUGGAGAUCUACUGUCGUCACUAUCGGAUCGGAUAUCUAUGUCAUCGGUGGACGCGUAAUAAGCCAUAGACGCGGAGAUACAUCCAUAAGAGGUGGACGCACAGGCGAGCAACGCAUCUCGGAUGUGACGCACGAGUAUCGCUCGCUCCCUAGUAUGAAGGUGGCUCGCUGCCGUGCAGCCGCAGGUGUAAUUGACGGAAAGAUUUAUGUGAUCGGAGGGUGCAAGGUACGAGCUUCUGAUUGGGUUGAAGUGUUUGAUGUAAAGAAACAGAGUUGGAGUUCUGUGCCUGGUCCAUACCCUAAAGCGUUUGAAAGAGAAGAGUUUCUGACAUAUGCGGUGAUGAAGGAGAAGAUAUACUGUUUGGAUCUUUUUAGCAAUGUUCAUAUUUAUGAUCCCAAGGAAAGUAAAUGGGAGUCUUGGGUUUCUGGAGCGUUGAGUUAUUUUUGGAAUGAUUCGUCUUGUGUGAUUGAUAAUUUGCUGUUUUGCAAGAAUACAAUAGUGCGGUUCCAUGGAUGGCGGCCAGUAAAAAUAUAUGAUCCAGAGCGGAAGGUUUGGUGUUUCUUGGAAGGUUUACAAGGUUUUCCAGAAAAUAUCUUUCUCGAUGAAUGUAAAAUGGCUAAUUUUGGUGGGAAGUUGCUGAUUUUGGGCGCUGAUGUGAGCCGGAUUAGGGGGAAUGACGGUAGGAAAAGAGAGAUUUGGUGCAUAGAGAUUGCUUGGGAAAGAAAGGAAAAUGGUAGAUUUUGGGGGAAGGUCGAAUCAGUCGCGGUUGUGCUUACACCAACAAAGACGUCUUCUGUUGAUCUUUGUAGAACUGUUACGGUUUGA
Arabidopsis lyrata subsp. lyrata is the source of this 1246-nucleotide messenger RNA. RefSeq names its product putative F-box/kelch-repeat protein At2g21680. Gene Ontology annotation, molecular function: protein binding. Lineage: Eukaryota; Viridiplantae; Streptophyta; Magnoliopsida; Brassicales; Brassicaceae. The record is from RefSeq and is a predicted model, not a curated record.